Rhipicephalus sanguineus (brown dog tick) is the source of this 1994-nucleotide messenger RNA. RefSeq lists its product as uncharacterized. The coding region runs from base 32 to 1417 and encodes 461 amino acids. The transcript has 2 exons. Gene Ontology annotation, molecular function: phosphoric diester hydrolase activity. NCBI's taxonomy places the organism in Eukaryota, Metazoa, Arthropoda, Arachnida, Ixodida, Ixodidae. Gene Ontology annotation, biological process: lipid metabolic process. The record is from RefSeq and is a predicted model, not a curated record.
CCUACGCAAUUCUUCUGCAGCUGAGUGAAUAAUGUACAGGAUGUAUCUGAAGUGGCUUUUCAUGAUCGUCGCACUCAGUGGGCGACUUAGGAAAGUGCGUUCAACGCGAGCCAGCAUGUUAGCGUUCCAUGUUAUUUUAUUGACAUGCGCUAUGUGCUAUGGUCAAACCAUCGCAGGAAUGCGAAAAACCGGCGUCUACUUGACAGUAUCGUCGUACAGUGACCGUGGAAUCAAACCAUUUUUUGAGGUGAACUGGUACGGCAUGCCUCAGCGAUACAUCGGUGUUGUGUCAGCUGUACUGUCAACAAAAAAUCCACCUCAAAGCCCUUCCGAUAUUCUAGCCAGCCAAGUUGUCAAAAACCCCACCGAAGCGUACACCACACAAGUUCUGGCGCCGAAUUUUAACGCCUCCACACUGAUGGAAGGAAGAUGCCUCGGAUACUGGGCUCUCAUAAUGGAAACAUCGACAGCUGUCAAGUCACAGCGAAUCACGAAAGUUCUUUACUCAUCGUGUUUCACACCUCAGCCUCGAUGGAUGCGAGAUAACUGCGGCACCCUGUACGGGCUCAAAUUAACAGACAUGCUCAUCCCAGGAACGCACAAUGCCGGAAUGUACAAGGCCGGGCCCAUGGCCCCCCACGAACAGUUGAUAUACGACCAAGAUCAAGACAUCUGGCAACAGCUCGCCUACGGUAUUCGCGGCCUGGACUUGAGGGUGCAGUAUAGCGGCGGCGACUAUUACAUCACUCACGACGUUAUCCGAGGCAAACCGACCGUACGGGAGGUUCUUAGAGAAGUUCGUAGGUUCGUGGAACGUACGGGCGAAGUGGUGCUUUUAGAUUUCCACAGGUUCCCGAAAGGUUUCGAGCAGAAACGCAAGGUUGCCACAGAUCGACACGAGAACCUCGUGAAGCUAAUUGUUAACGAACUGCAGGAUGUACUCCUGAAAGGGAUGGACUACAUGAAGACGGUGGGUGAAAUAUUAGGUGGAUGUAGGAGCGGAGGUAGACAGCGGGGCGGCGUCUUAGUGUUCUACAAUUCUAGAGAUUACCGAGGACCUUAUCAGGAGUAUCUGGCUCCCGGGGUAAGCCAAAAGUGGCCGAACGCGCAGUCUAAAAAUGCGCUGAUGCAAUACCUGGAAAGGAACGCGUGCUUUCGCGGUGUUCACUAUAUGAUUGCCAUAAUGGCGGAACUCACGCCCAAGUUUCCAAAGUUUCUUAUUAGCACCCGCAAGUUAGCAAAGUGGAUAAACCACAAAAUAACGGAGUUCUUCAGGCGUCGGCAGAUGAAGUACUCUGGUAUUAUUGCGACAGAUUACUUUCUCGGAAACGGUAUAACUGAUGUCGCGAUAGAAGCGAAUUGUUUGAGGGGUCGCCAGAUGCUACCAAAUCACAAUGUUGGCCCACAUAAGCACUGAUGUACGAGCGACAGGACCGAGGAAAUAUCUUGGGGAAAAAUUUGUUAGCGCCUAUAUGCCGCUACUGUACUGCUUUCAUGCAUGUAUGAGCUUUAUCGGAACUUCAAGAAGACCGCACAAGAUGAAAGUUAUAAUUCCACUUUCGUAUUCACAAACUGAGGACAAUUGUUGCUUUGCGUUGGUGUGGAAUGAUACUUUUACUACGUUAUGCCACACAUGUUUGUACUUGCUGAAGAACUACGUCCUACUCUACGCACACACCUUGAUACUUUUGUAGUUCGCCUCUGUCCGUGGUAAAUAUGCUCGAACUUUCAUUCUUCUAAAGUACCAUGGCAUCACGAAGGAGUAUAAAUUGUGCUUUCUUGAGAGUACGGCAUUUCUGAUCCGUAAUAAAUGAAAUGAAUGGCAAUAAAUGUUGAGCUUUUCAUUUCAGUAUAAAUUAGGUCAUAAGUAUAAGUGUGUUGAAAAAAAAAUAGCCGUGUUAUUUGGACAAAAAAGAGCACCAGCUUUAACACCAGUCGAAGUGAAGUUACUUGUCGGUGCACAAAUGUGUGACAAUAAAGUAGUCUUCAAGAAA